AUGAAGCUCACGACCGAGACUGUGCUUCUCGGCGCCCUUUUUGCAGGGCAGGCCGCCGGCGGCUUGGUGCCGAGCCCAUUGACCGGCAAGCAGCACUACCACGAGAACUCGACCUUUUCCAAGCUCUUUGCGGCGCCGCCCAUUGCCACGGGCGAGCUCGACCGCGCGGGAUGGAAGGUGACGUGCGACAGCUUCGAGCCGGGCAACGAGUGCAGCAUGGCGAUUGACGGCAACAACGACACGUUUUGGCACACCAAGUUUGAGGGCUCCAACGUGCCGCACCAGAUCGUGGUGGACUUUGGGGCGACGCACAACAUCAACGGCAUCUCGGCGCUGCCGCGGCAGGACGGCAACAACCACGGCUACAUCGCGGCGCACGACGUGGCCGUCAGCACCGACGGGAGCAACUGGGAGACGGUGGCGGCGGGCACGUGGUACGGCGGCGACAAGCUGCUCAAGUACGCCAACUUUGAGACGCGGACGGCGCGCUACGUGCGCCUGCGGGCGACGAGCGAGGUGAGCGGCGCGCCGUGGACGAGCGUGGCCGAGCUCAAGGCGUACGCGGCCAAGUCGGGCCCGGCGGCGUACGGCGGCGUGGGCAAAUGGGGCGCGACCAUUGACUUUCCCACGGUGCCGGUGGCGGCGGCGGUCGACCCCGUGUCGGGCAAGGUGCUCGUGUGGUCGUCGUACACGUACGACAACUACCUGGGGUCGACGCAGGACCGCGUCUUCACGUCGCUCUGGGACCCGGCGACGGGCUCGGUGACGCCCAAGCUGGUCGACGACACGGACCACGACAUGUUCUGCCCGGGCAUCUCCAUCGACGGCACGGGCCAGAUGGUGGUGACGGGCGGCAACUCGGCGUCCAAGACGACGCUGUACGACUUUGCCAGCGGCGCGUGGCUGCCGGGCCCGGACAUGACGGUGGCGCGGGGCUACCAGGCGUCGGCGACGCUGUCCGACGGCCGCGUCUUCACCAUCGGCGGCUGCUGGAGCGGCGGCUGCGUCGCCCCCGCCGGCGACCGCCGCUCCGACCGCGGCACCGACCCCGACGCCAUGAACGGCAACGCCGUCAUGUUCGACGCCCGAGCCGGCCGCAUCCUCUCCUUUGGCGGCUCGCCCUCGUACCAGAACAGCCAGGCCUCCGCCGCCGCCCACCUCAUCACCAUCGGGGACCCCGGCAAGCCCGCCGACGUGCGCUUCGCCUCCAACGGCCUCUGGAGCCCGCGCGCCUUCCACACCUCGGCCGUCCUGCCCGACGGCACCGUUUUUAUUACUGGCGGCCAGAGCUACGCCGUGCCCUUCUCCGACGAGACCCCCCAGCUGACCCCCGAGCUGUACGACCCCGUCGCCGACGCCUUCUACAAGCAGCAGCCCAACUCCAUCGUCCGCGUCUACCACAGCGUCGCGCUCCUGCUGCCCGACGCCACUGUGCUCAGCGCCGGCGGCGGCCUCUGCGGCGACUGCAACACCAACCACUUUGACGGCCAGGUCUUCACGCCGCAGUACCUGCUCACCAAGGAUGGCCAGCCCGCCGUGCGCCCCGUCAUCCGCUCCGCCACCCUGUCCGGCCGCACCGUCGCCAUCGAGACCGACUCGUCCGUCGCGUCCGCCUCGCUCAUCCGCUUCGGCACCGCCACGCACACCGUCAACACGGACCAGCGCCGCGUCCCGCUGACCCUCGUCCGCGCCGGCGAUAAUCGCUACACUGCCGAGGUGCCUGCCGACCCGGGCGUCGUCCUGCCCGGCUACUAUAUGCUGUUUGUCAUGAACGACAAGGGCGUGCCGAGCGUUUCCAAGACGCUCAACUUUUUGGUGUGA
This is a messenger RNA of Metarhizium robertsii ARSEF 23, 1821 nucleotides long. Its product is annotated as Galactose oxidase/kelch, beta-propeller. Gene Ontology annotation, molecular function: protein binding. Lineage: Eukaryota; Fungi; Ascomycota; Sordariomycetes; Hypocreales; Clavicipitaceae. The coding region runs from base 1 to 1821 and encodes 606 amino acids. The transcript is spliced from 2 exons. The record is from RefSeq and is a predicted model, not a curated record.